CUCAGAAGGUGGAGGGGAACCGUCCCCGCGGCACAGAGGCGGCUCUGCAGCCCCGGGACGGCGCCCGCUGCUCCCGGGCCGUGCCUUCCCCCGCGUGUCCGAUGGCAGCGGCGGCGCCGAGGCUUCCGGCUCAGCAGGGCACUGUGACCUUUGAAGAUGUGGCUGUGAACUUUUCCAAGGAGGAAUGGUGUCUCCUUAGUGAGGCUCAGAGAUGCUUGUACCGUGAUGUGAUGCUAGAGAACCUGGCACUUAUAUCCUCCCUGGGUUGUUGGUGUGGAUUAAAAGAUGAGGCAGCACCGUCGAAGCAGAGCAUGAUUGUACAAACAGAGUCUCAGGACAGGACUCCUAGGGCUGUUUCUCCCAGGAAGGCUCACUCCUGUGACACGGGUGGCCUCAUCUUGGGGGAUGUUUUUCACUGUGCUGACCACCAGGAAACUCAUCGCAAGCAGAAACCGAACAGGAGUAGGGCGUGUGGAAAAAACUUGGAUGACACUGCAAACCUUCAUCGGCAGCAGAAGCAGCAUAUUAGAGAGAAAUUCUGCAGGAGGAGUGUCAGAGAAGCAUCGAUUGUGAAGAAGUCUAAGUUGAUGGUGUCACAGGAGUCAUCUGUCUUCUGUGACUUUGGGAAUGACGUUCUGCCCAGUUCAGGAUCAUGCCAGGAAGAAGCCACUCACCCUGUAAAGAAGACAAAGAGUGAAUCUAAGCAUGGCUCACCCUUUCAGGAGGGGAAAACUAACUACAGGCGUGGAGAACGCACAAAAGUCUUCAGCACCAAACACUCACUCACUCCACACCAGAAACUUUUCACUAGAGAUGGAUGUUAUGUGUGCAGUGACUGUGGGAAGUCCUUUAGCAAAUAUGACAGCUUCAGGAAUCAUCAGCGAAUUCACACAGGAAAAGGGCCUUAUGAGUGUGGAGAAUGUGGGAAAUCUUUUCGUCAAAAGGGCCACCUCACUCAACAUCAGCGAUUUCACACUGGAGACACAGCUUAUCACUGUGGGGAGUGUGGGAAAUCUUUUAGUCGGAAGCGCAACCUUAGUCAACAUCAGCGUGUUCACGCUGGAAAAAGGCCUUAUGAGUGUGAAGAAUGUGGGAAAUCUUUUGUUCAAAAGGGCAACCUCAUUCAGCAUCAGCGAGGUCACACAGGAGAAAGGCCUUAUGAGUGCAAGGAAUGUGGGAAGUCAUUUAGGUACAGAUCCCACCUCACUGAACACCAGAGACUUCACACUGGGGAAAGACCUUACAGUUGCAGGGAGUGUGGGAAAUUAUUUAACAGGAGGUGUCAUCUUCUUGUUCACGAGAGAGUUCACACAGGAGAAAAGCCAUAUGAGUGUGACAUAUGUGGGAAAUUAUUUGGCAAUAAGAACUGCCUGACUAUACAUCGGAGAGUUCACACUGGAGAAAGGCCAUAUGAAUGCAGCGAAUGUGGGAAAUCAUUUUCUUACAGUUCUGUGCUUCUUGUUCAUAAAAGGGCUCACACUGGGGAAAAGCCUUUUAAGUGCAGGGAAUGUGGAAAAUCCUUUACUGAAUGUUCCAGUCUCACUAAACACAGGAGAGUUCACACUGGAGAAAGGCCUUAUGAAUGCACCAAAUGUGGAAAGAGAUUUCAUCGCAGCUCUGCUCUCCUUCAACAUCAGAGAGUUCACACAGGAGAAACACCUUAUGAGUGAGUGAAUGUGGGAAAUCCUUUGCUGGAACCUCCAGUCUCAUUAAACACAGGAGAGUUCAUACUGGACAAAGGCCUUAAGAGUGCUGUCGACGGGGGAGACAUCAGAAUGUCAGCUCUCCUUAAGAGACGUCAGGUUGAGGCGGUCUUGCUCUGUCACCAAGGCUAGAAUGCAGUGGUGUGAUCUCGGCUCUUUGCAACCUCUACUUCCUUGGUUCAAGGGAUUCUCCUGCACCAGCCUCCUGAGUAGCUGGGAUUACGGGUGCACACCACCAUGCCUGGCUAAUUGUCGUAUUUUUAGUGGAGACAGCGUUUUACCAUGUUGGCCAGGCUGAUCUCUAACUCCUGACCUCAAGUGAUCCACCUGCCUUGGCCUCCCAAAGUGCUGAGAUUACAGGCAUGAGCCUCUGCACCCAGCCUCAAUUUUUCUUAUAUUGCUUAGAAUAUGACAUGCUCAACCAGGCAUGGCGGCCCUUGCUUGUAAUUCUGAUGCUUUGGGAGGACAAGGUGGAUCACUCGAGGCCAGGAGUUAAGAGACCAGCCUGGGCAACAUAGCCAGACCUCUUCGCUACAAAAAAGAAAAAAGAGUAACAUGCUGUGAAAAAUUACCUGUGUAUUGUUUAUCUGAUGCAGUGUAUUUCAGUUGCUGCUUGUUUUUGUCUGUUGUAAAUAAAACUACAUUUGAAUGUG
Molecule: messenger RNA, 2356 nt
Organism: Callithrix jacchus (white-tufted-ear marmoset)
Lineage: Eukaryota; Metazoa; Chordata; Mammalia; Primates; Cebidae
Gene: ZNF417
Product: zinc finger protein 417
Biological process (GO): regulation of transcription by RNA polymerase II
Cellular component (GO): PcG protein complex; nucleus; transcription regulator complex
Molecular function (GO): DNA-binding transcription activator activity, RNA polymerase II-specific; RNA polymerase II cis-regulatory region sequence-specific DNA binding
Source: RefSeq, a predicted model, not a curated record